AUGUCUUUAUCAAAUCAAACUUCAUUGAGCAGUAUUUUACUUCCAAUUCAGCAAAAAACACUUUUUGGUAUCUCUUGGUUUUAUGUUACAUUUGGCAUUUUCGGAUGUUUUCUAAACAUUCUUCUAUUUUCUCAAAAACAAUUUCGACAAAUCUCCUGUUGUACAUACUUUUUAGUUGCCUCAAUCGCGAUGUUUACUCAAUUGGUGAUAUUUUCAAUUCCAUCAAUUUAUGCUUAUUAUUAUUUUAAUCCAAUGUCAUCUUUUAUGUUAUAUUGUAAAAUUCGUAUGUACAUUAUACAAAUUACUUCAUUUGUUUAUCGUUGGUCUUAUACUAUCGCGUCUUUGGAUCGUUAUAUUCUUUCAUCUUCGAAUGCUCGUUUACGAAAAUUUGCGAGUGUUCAAAUUGCAAUUCGAGUUUUACUUGGAAUUGUUUUGAUUUCAUUGAUUUAUUCAGUUUAUAUUCCAUUUGUUUAUGAAAUCAAAUCAUUGGUUUGUAGUAUUUUUAAUAAUCCCAAUAUGACUUUAUUUACUUCAUUAUCAAGUAUCAUUCUCGGUGCAUUUAUUCCGGUAUUAAUAAUGAUUAUUUGUACUUUGUUAACUCGAAAGAAUCUGAAAGAGAAACGUCAACGUCGACAAAACCUUUCUAUUCGAGAAGUAAAUCAAGAAAAACGUGAUCGUCAAGCACUUCGAAUGUUAUUUGUUCAAAUUCUUGUCUUUAUUAUCAUCACAUUACCUUGGAUGGGUUACAGUAUUAAUAAUGUCAUUUCUUCUUAUACUCCAAAUAAAACAUCUGAUCGAAUUGCAAUUGAAAAUUUCAUUACUGCUGUGGCUGGAGCAUUAGCUUUUCUUUUUCCUUCAUUAUCUUUCUAUUUGUAUACAUUAACAUCAAGUAUGUUUAGAACUGAGUUAAUUCUUCUCAUCAAAGUCUUAAUUCAUUGGAAAUGUUUGACUCAGAAUCAUCGAAUUGAACCAACAAAUACCAUCGCAUCACAUAGAACACCGAUGAAAUGA
This is a messenger RNA of Adineta ricciae, 1011 nucleotides long. The record is from the annotation of a GenBank genome assembly. NCBI's taxonomy places the organism in Eukaryota, Metazoa, Rotifera, Eurotatoria, Adinetida, Adinetidae.